CUCCCAGCUAGCUAGUAGCUUGUGGGAAUUGCGAUGAGGACGGCCGCCGCCGAGCUGAAGCCGCGCGGGCCGCUCGCGGCGCUGUCGCUGCUGCUAGUCCUGGUGGUGCUGGUGCUGGUGGGCGGCGGCGCCGAUGCGCAGGAGGCGACGUGCGCGGGGCAGCUGAGCGGGCUGGCCCCCUGCGCGCGCUACAGCGUGCCGCCGGCGCCGGGGCAGGCGCCGCCCGCGCCAGGGCCGGAGUGCUGCUCCGCGCUGGGGGCAGUGUCCAGGGACUGCGCCUGCGGGACGUUCGCCAUCAUCAACAGCCUGCCGGCCAAGUGCGGCCUCCCGCGAGUCACCUGCCGCCAGUGAUGUCCAUUAGUGCGCGAGUUGAAGGUGAAGGCCGACGCAAGGGCAACAAGAAGAAGAAUAAAGAUCGUCUCUGAUGGAUGGUCAUCUAGUCAUCUAGAAUGAGCCGUCGUUGUUUAUCGGGCGUAGAGCUCUUGUUUACAUCAGUGUCAUCGUCGACCGUUUUUUC
This is a messenger RNA of Panicum hallii, 517 nucleotides long. RefSeq names its product anther-specific protein MZm3-3-like. NCBI's taxonomy places the organism in Eukaryota, Viridiplantae, Streptophyta, Magnoliopsida, Poales, Poaceae. The transcript is spliced from 2 exons. Bases 34 to 351 code for a protein of 105 amino acids. The record is from RefSeq and is a predicted model, not a curated record.